AUGGCAUCCGUCAAUUUCUCCCCCGAUACCGACAUCCCCAGUCUCAAUGGCAAAGUCAUCCUCAUCACUGGAGGAAACUCGGGACUGGGCCUGGAAAGCACGCGUCAACUCCUGAAACACGACCCUGCCAAGAUUUUCCUCGCAUGCCGCUCCAAAGCAAAAUACGAACAAGCCAUCGCCGAGCUGCAAGAGCAAGGCUCAAAGACCGACGCCGUAUCUUUCCUUUCCCUGAAUCUUGCCUCACUUGAGAGCAUCAAAUCUGCUGUCAAAGAAUUCCAGCAGGAAUCCACUCGCCUAGACGUUCUCCUCAACAAUGCCGGUAUCAUGAUGACGCCCGAAGGCCUCACUGAGGAAGGAUAUGAGAUCCAGAUUGGUACCAACCACAUGGGUCACGCGUUCCUCACUCAUCUUUUACUCCCUGUUCUCGAGGAGACGACUAAGAUCAACCCUGAUGUGAGAGUUAUCUGCCUCGCCUCAAUGGGCGAAGCCAUGGCACCCAAGAACCCUUAUCAGUUCGAGCAAUUCAAAACCACCAUGUCCAACUUUUCAACCUCAGCCCGCUACUAUAUCUCAAAGCUCGCCAACGUUCAUUACGCUGCAGCCCUUGCCGAGCGACAUCCCAGCUUGAAGAUCAUCAGCAUUCACCCCGGAAUUGUGCAGACGAACCUGACUGGUCCAGCUGUCAGCAACAGUCUCAUCAUGGGAACCCUCACUCGACUGUUCUUCAGUGUAGCCGGCGUCAACUCAAGCAAAGGUGCUCUGAAUCAGCUGUGGGCUCUCUCUGAUCCCAAGGCUGAGAGUGGUGUUUUCUAUCACCCUGUUGGCGUCACGGGUAAGGGAAGCAAGUUGAGCCAAGACAAGGAUGCUAGGGAAAGCCUUUGGGAAUGGACACAGAAGGAGAUCAAGCAACACCUGUCUUAA
Molecule: messenger RNA, 921 nt
Organism: Fusarium pseudograminearum CS3096
Lineage: Eukaryota; Fungi; Ascomycota; Sordariomycetes; Hypocreales; Nectriaceae
Exons: 1
Coding region: 1-921 (306 amino acids)
Source: RefSeq, a predicted model, not a curated record